GGUUAGGAAACAAAGGGCAGGGGCAGAAGAGGACCGAAGUUCCCACUUCGUGUUAAUGUUGGGAUUAUCUGUGAAACUGACGCUUUGUCACGAAAAAACAUAUAAAAUAAUACAUUUCCAGUCGCCCGUGUUAUCACUGAAUAGUAUUCAAAAUGUAACAGACGUGGCAACAAUGACCAGGGGUGUUUGUUUGGUUGCAGCCCGGAGUGGUUUUGUGAGCACGUCCACAUGGCUGCACAAACAUAACGCGCCGCUGCGAGCAGGCAGAGGUAGACAUGUGGGGGGCAGUUAUACUAAGAGCAUCGCUUUAUUUAUGUUGUGUACAUGCUCAGAUACAAACAAAACACAUAUUUAGCAACAUAGGCUGCCUUGUUCUAGCUGUAUUCCGUGAUGUGCUUUUCUCGGUUGAACUAAAGUAGGGGCAAUUGAUGGUAACACGAUUGAUUUACAGACUUUAAAACGAUGUCUGUUCAUUGCUAACUGAAGAGAAUGCAGCAGGCUCUCGUCUUCUUAAGGAGGCCAGCCAUGUUUCUCCAGGAGGCUUGUUGCAGUGCUAGGAGGCUGCACCACGUGAGCCACUACUCCACCUUCCUGCGGACUCAAUGCCAGCGCAGCCCUGUGUGUGUGCCGACUCCAGCUCCGGCUCCAUUGCAUUCCCUGCCAUGCAGUGCCUGGCUCUACAGCACCCGGAGGAGCUUUAAAAAGGUUCUCAAGUCAUCCCUGGACUGCUCUGUGCCCCCAGUGAGUGUGACUGAAAUCAGGCAGUACCUGCGCUCAAAGGACAUCCCAUUUCAUGACGGUUACAGCUGCCUGCACACCCCCAGCCUCUUCAUGGAGCGAGCGAGUGGCUCCGAUUUCACAGAGAAGGAAAGCUUCUCCCUUUUUGUUGAUAAAACCACAGGCCGGUUCCUGUGCAAGGAGACCCUUGUGGAAGGGAGCUGGGAGGACUUUCAGGACUGUGUGGAGGUGAUGCAGAAGGAGAGGCAAGGAUCCCUCAAUCCGGAAGUCCUGUUGGGCUAUCCAGACAGUGAGACGGAGCUGAAUGAGAAGGAGAUGGACCGCCGGGAGGUCCAGAGGAUCUGGUCCAGCUCAGUCCCCCUCUCAGACCUUCUUGAAGAUGAUGCCCAGCUGGUGAAAGUCAUGUUUGGCAUGGGAAAGGUCUCCAGUGCCACCCUGAAGAAGUUUGGCGUGAGGUUCUUCAAGCCCACCAAGAGCCUGGUUUUGCCCUGGUUCAGCGGCCGGGAUUCCAGCCUAAGGGGGCUGAAGCUGCUGUCUGCUGACUACAAGGGUGAAGGCCAGGUCAUCUACAAGGAAGUCACUUUUCCCAAGCCUGGUCUCUACCACAAUCUCUUUGGUCUUCACUUGAUCGGCCACAAAGACACUGAGGUGGUGCUGACCGGCCGGGAGGUGGAUACCUUGGCAGUCAGCCAGGCCACAGGGCUGCCCAGUGUGGCCCUGCCACGAGGGGUGAGCUGCCUCCCCCCAGUCCUCCUGCCUUUCCUGGAGCAGUUCAAGAGGGUCACGCUCUGGCUGGGAGGGGACCUGCGCUCCUGGGAGGCCUCCAAGAUCUUUGCCAGAAAACUGGGUUUAAAGCGCUGCUUCCUGAUCCGGCCCGGGGAGCCCCAGCCUUGUCCCGGCGAUGCCCUGGCCAAGGGGAUGAACCUUAACAAGAUCCUUAAGGCCUCCAUCCCUGCCGCCCACAAGUCCAUCAUCUCCUUCAGACAGCUCCGGGAGGACGUCUUCGGAGAGCUGGUCAACAAGGAGCAGGUGGCCGGAGUGAAAUGGUCAAGGUUCCCCGAACUGAACAAGAUUCUCAAAGGCCAUCGGAAAGGGGAGCUGACUGUAUUCACAGGACCCACGGGCAGCGGGAAGACGACCUUUAUCAGCGAGAGCGCUCUGGACCUGUGCAUGCAGGGUGUGAACACGCUGUGGGGGAGCUUUGAGAUCAACAACGUGAGGCUGGCCAAGAUCAUGCUGACGCAGUUCAGCCAGCAGAGGCUGGAGGAGAACCUGGACCAGUAUGAGGAGUGGGCAGACCAGUUCGAGGAGCUGCCCCUCUACUUCAUGACCUUCCACGGGCAGCAAAACAUCAAGACUGUGAUUGACACCAUGCAGCAUGCUGUGUAUUUGUAUGACAUCAGCCAUGUGGUGAUUGAUAACCUGCAGUUCAUGAUGGGCCAGGAGAAUCUGUCUGUGGAUAAGUUUGCUGUGCAGGAUCACAUCAUCGGCACCUUCCGGACAUUUGCCACAGGCAACAGUUGCCAUGUGACCCUGAUAAUCCACCCCAGGAAAGAGGGAGAUGACAAGGAGCUGCAGACAGCCUCCAUAUUCGGGACUGCCAAGGCCAGCCAAGAGGCAGACAACGUGCUGAUCCUGCAGGAGAAGAAGCUGGUGUCCAGCCAGGGGAGGAGGUCCCUGCAGGUGGCAAAGAACCGCUUUGAUGGAGAUGUGGGCGUCUUCCCCUUGGAGUUCAACAAGACCUCCCUGACGUUCUCCACACCCAGGAGCAAGACCAAACUGCGCAAAGUCAAAGGGGACGCAGCAGAGACCCCCGAGAAACCAGUGAAACCAGUGAAGACACUGGCCAGCGCUGAGAGAAGCCCUGCAGAGGAGGGGACGAAGAAGAAGAAGUAGGGAGUGGACUGUUUAAAAUCUCCACACAGGAGAGAGCUCUUAUCAUGAAGUAGGGAGUGGACUGUUUAAAAUCUCCACACAGGAGAGAGCUCUUAUUAUGAGGAAGCAGGGAGUGGACUGUUUAAAAUCUCCACACAGGAGAGAGCUCUUAUCAUGAGGAAGCAGGGAGUGGACUGUUUAAAAUCUCCACACAGGAGAGAGCUCUUAUUAUGUAGGGAGUGGACUGUUUAAAAUCUCCACACAGGAGAGAGCUCUUAUCAUGAAGUAGGGAGUGGACUGUUUAAAAUCUCCACACAGGAGAGAGCUCUUAUUAUGAGGAAGCAGGGAGUGGACUGUUUAAAAUCUCCACACAGGAGAGAGCUCUUAUCAUGUAGGGAGUGGACUGUUUAAAAUCUCCACACAGGAGAGAGCUCUUAUCAUGAAGUAGGGAGUGGACUGUUUAAAAUCUCCACACAAGAGAGAGCUCUUAUCUGAAUUGUUGUGGUGUGAUUGAUGAUGAACUUGAGCUCCUGCUGAUUGCCUAGCACACAGCACCAGUCAGUAAAAGAAGUCAGAUGAUUCUAUACUGCCAGCGAGCUGCUGUUUGUAAAACUAAGACUGACCUUUUAAGUUCCUUUUAUUUAUAUUUGAUUGGAUGUAAAAAGCGAUGUGAGUGAGUGCCCUGAAUCAAGUGGAUGGAGAAUGGGACAGAAGGACGUGAGAUUAGAACCAUCACAUUGGCUGCUUUCAUAAUUUGUGCAUUUCAAGAUGAGUUAAAGUCACGAUUGCAGUUCAUUAAUGCAAUCACAACAUUGACAUCUUUGUUAUGCAUACGAGUCCAAAGGAAAUGGAUUAAGGGUGUCGAUGAGUGUUGACCACGACUCGCUCUUCUGUUACAGCAGCUGCUAAGCGUCACUACUGCAGUUAGUAAAUACCAUGGGUACUGUCACUGCGUUGUGCAUCACAUUCUGUAGACCUCUGUUGUGCUGUACUGGAAUGCAUUUUCAAAUCAGCAGCACAUUUAGCAGUAGGGCAAUGUGUGUUUGACAGAAACAGUACUGCUAAAAAAUUGUUUUACAGUAUAGCCCUCAUUUUUAUACCACUAAGCAUUUAUGUUAUCUUGUUGAAGAUAUUGUUACCUGAAGUAUUUGUACUUUUAAUAAUAAAAAAAAUACAUUCAACUGA
Molecule: messenger RNA, 3798 nt
Organism: Acipenser ruthenus (sterlet)
Lineage: Eukaryota; Metazoa; Chordata; Actinopteri; Acipenseriformes; Acipenseridae
Gene: twnk
Product: twinkle mtDNA helicase
Exons: 6
Coding region: 490-2634 (714 amino acids)
Biological process (GO): mitochondrial DNA replication
Cellular component (GO): mitochondrion
Molecular function (GO): ATP binding; 5'-3' DNA helicase activity; single-stranded DNA binding
Source: RefSeq, a predicted model, not a curated record